AUGGCGCGGGCGGCGAAAAAUGGCGGCUCCAUAGUUCAUGGACCAUCACAACCAUGUGCCACUGACAAAACAUUUGGAAACUUGCUUAGAGAGCAGGCCCAGACCAAUGGGAAUGGACUGCUUGUACUUUCAGAUCACCAGAACAAAAGUCUCACAUACUCUCAGGCAGACAGACGAACAGAUGAUUUGGCGAGAGGGUUAGCUGCAAUGGGCGUCAAGAAGGGUGACAGAGUUGCUGUUAUGAUGGGAAAUCUGGUCGAAUACGUGGAACUGUUCUUCGCAUGUGCGAAAUUAGGCACAUUGAUUACUCUUGCGAAUUAUGGUUACUCAGAGCGCGAGUUGCAUUCUGUCCUGUCGUCCUGUGGAACUUCUGUGCUGGUCAUGGUACCUGGCUUUGACCGCUACGAUUACCGACCUUGGAUUCCCAGAUUGAAGAGCGGAAUCAAGUCACUAGAGCAUGUGAUUAUGGUGAAUGGCGAAGCAAACGAUGGCGCGCAUUCCAUUCCCUUUGAAGAGGUCGUUCUGCAAGGCACGAAGUCAAAUUUGGAUCUUCUCGCCAUUGAGCGGACAAAUAACUCCAACGACAUCCUCAACCUCCAAUUCACCAGCGGCUCAACGGGCAACCCUAAAGCAUCUGCUCUGACCCACAAAGGAGUUUUCAAUGCAGGAAAGCUUAUAGGCGACACAAUGUACCUCAAAUCAUAUGAUCGAAUCUGCACUCCGGUCCCUCUCUUCCACAGUUUUGGUAUCAUAAUCGGCCUCGCCACAGCGGCAGCACGGGGCGCAUCAAUCAUCUUACCCAGCGAAGUAUUCAACAUAGAGGCAACGCUACGGUCCGUGGAGAAGAACAAGUGCACGGGAAUAUAUGGCGUGACAACUAUGUUCGUGUCAGAAAUAGCACAUCCCAAUUUUAGCCAAUACGACAAGACGACUCUUCGUUUCGCAAUCGUCGCUGGCUCCGCGGUGCCGGAACCCCUCAUCAAGCGAAUAUGGGCUGCUUUCGGGAUCACCCAAACACACACAAACUGGGGCCUGACUGAAUCUUCAUCUAUUUGCACGAUGACGAAAGAUACCGAUACAAUGGAGAAGCGGACCAAGACAUCUGGCCGCCUAUUUCCCGGAUUCUCAGCAAAGAUUGUGGACCCAGUCACGAAUCUCAUCAUGCAACGAGGGGAGAAAGGCGAGAUCGUGCUUCGAGGGGCCGGAAUUCAAAAAUGCUACUACGGCGACGAGGAGAAGACGAAAGAGGCACACAAAAUAAGUUCAGAAGAUGGUUUGGAGUGGUUCCACAGUGGCGACGAAGGAUACAUUGAUCGUGAGGGCUACUUCUGCAUCACCGGCCGCAUCAAGGAUAUGAUCAUUCGUGGAGGAGAGAAUAUUGCUCCUCUCGAAAUCGAAGAGCGACUCAUGAACCAUCCUGCUAUUGCACAAGUCUCUGUCAUUGGCGUGCCGGAUGAGAAAUAUGGUGAGCAGAUUGCGGCAUUCGUGGAGUGGUCCGGUAAUGGGCGGGUUCCAACUGACGUUGAGCUGAGAAGCUGGGUGAGAGAGACGUUGGCGCAGUUCAAGCAGCCAAAAUAUAUCUGGUGGCUUGGAUCGAGAAAAGAAUUCCAGCUUUGGCCAAAGACCCAAAGUGGGAAGUUGAGGAAGCCAGAUCUAAGGAUAAUUGGGAACAGGAUAUUGGCUUCUGGUGUCAUUCCUAAUCAGAUAUCUGCGCGCUUAUAGACUGGCUAUUUAUUGACUACUCGGGGGAUCUUAGCGAAUCUGUGCAUUACGGUAUAUAGCUGUUAGACAGUAGUUUAAGAUAAACCCAAAGGAGAGGGGGAGAGGCGGGAGUAAGGGACAGCUAGGAUGAUGUGGGG
Pseudogymnoascus verrucosus is the source of this 1859-nucleotide messenger RNA. RefSeq names its product Acyl-CoA synthetase member 2 mitochondrial (gene ACSF2). Gene Ontology annotation, biological process: fatty acid metabolic process. Lineage: Eukaryota; Fungi; Ascomycota; Leotiomycetes; Thelebolales; Thelebolaceae. The transcript is spliced from 2 exons. The record is from RefSeq and is a predicted model, not a curated record. The coding region runs from base 1 to 1722 and encodes 573 amino acids. Gene Ontology annotation, molecular function: medium-chain fatty acid-CoA ligase activity.